AUAUGAUAUGCACCAACAACACUGCACCGAAAAUCUCAUUCAUUCAACGCGAAGGCAGCGCACAUGGAUUGAGUACACGUUGCAUCAGAUCAAUGUACAGUGUAGGAUAACAAGAAAUUUCAACACCGAAUAUCAACAAUCAUAUUUUGCUCUUGUUGUGUUUUAGAAAGUUACUGAUUUCAGCCAGUUCACUAAGAGAUAAUUGUAUGACAAUAUCGGUGAUAUUUCAGCAAAUUUAGCAUAAUUUUAUUUUGUGAUGAGUUGACCAAGGAGAAACCACAACCUGUACUGCUGGCUUCACCGAUAUGAAUGAGCAAGCACUCGAGGGACUUGGGUCUUUCGCAACCGCCGAAGAUCGCAACAGGGCCUUGGCGUACUUUGAGCAGUUGAAGCAGUCUGACAAUGGAUGGAAGUUAUGUGCGGAAGCUAUCACUCAGGGCGUCUAUGAGAAUGAUCACAUCAAGUUCUUCUGCUUUCAAGUUCUGGAACACUUCAUCAAUGAACGAUAUGUGACAGCUGACCCUGCCGAUCAACAACUCUUGAAACAAACCCUGAUGACAUGGCUUCAUAUGCAGACAAUGGCUACCCAAGAAGAGAAGAGCUUUGUCAGGAACAAGGCAGCUCAGCUCUUCUCCCUCAUGUUCAUCAACGACUUCCCACACCGGUGGCCGACGUUCUUCUCUGACCUCCUGCAGAUGCUUCAGGUCGGCGAAGCGGCCAUCGACAUGUACCUCAGGGUACUGCUGGCCAUCGACACAGAGGUCGUUGAUCGGGAGAUUAUCCACACGCAAGAGGAAACAAUAAGGAAUAAUCAACUCAAGGAUGAUAUGAGAGAAAGGUGUAUCCAGGACCUGGUCAACUCUUGGUUCCAGAUACUCAAGAACUAUGAAUCUUCUAAUCCCGAGCUUGCCUGUCUGUGCCUGGAAGUGGUGGGCGUGUACGUAUCGUGGAUCGACAUCGGUCUGAUCGCCAACGAGCGUUUCGUGGGUCUUCUUCUCCAUCACCUGUCCAUCGAUGUUCUCCGGGAGAGCGCGUGCGAUUGCUUCCAUGAGAUCAUCGAGAAGGGCAUGGACCCUGUCGCCAAGACGGAGCUGGUGGAGUCUGUGACCAAGGUCUUGCAGGAUUCCGGCGUCAUACCGCCAUCAGGGGAAGAGGAUAUAGACUUUGUAGCAAAGCUGUCAAAACUCACCAACGGCAUCGGAUGCAACCUCAUAGCGUCUUGGCAAAAAUUGGUGAAGAGUAAGAAUUCUGUUGGAGCACUGAACACAUUACAAGCCAUCGAUAGUAAACUACCCCUACUCUUUAUGUUUCUCGGUCAUGAGGACGAUGACAUCUCAUUAGCUGUAUCAGAGUUUGCCAGGGAUUAUAUAGGUAUUUUAAAACAGAUUGAUACCCUAAAUGAGAGCCAGAUUGCCAAUGCCCAGAGACUUCUCUUGAUUCUCUUCGACAAGUUCCGUUACGACGAGACGUACAACUUUGAUGCCCAGGGAGAAGAUGAGAUUAUGUUUAUAGAUUACCGCCGUCAGCUGAAAGUUCUCUUUGACAACCUUGCGCAGCUCAAUCAGAACAUGGUCCUCUCCAAUGUUCAUUCUGUUGUCAUGGAGACGUUAGGACAAUGGAGGAGUAAGAAGUCACAGACGUUGAGUUGGCUGUUGUUACUGUACAUGUUAGGUGAGGCUAUUCCUGCCAGAGAAGGAAAUCACUUCUUAGGAGACUCUGCCAAGACAGAACCCAUCAAAGAAAUGAUGAGAAUGUUGGUAUCAUCAGGUGUAGUAGGACAUUCUCAUUGGGCUGUCACAUUACAAACCUACGAGACAGUUGUCCGCUACGAGAAGUUCUUCAACCAAGAGCCCCAGCACAUCCCUGAAAUCCUAGUCACUUUCCUAGACGACCGAGGUCUGAGGCACCGCCAUCCCACCGUCAGGAGCAGAUCGGCGUACCUCUUCUCCCGUUUCAUCAAGUCCCUCAAACAUCAUCUCGGGAACUUCACAGAGGAGAUCCUUAAGAGGAUACAAGACCUUCUCAUCAUUGUAUUACCGGAGAAUGGUCAUCCGCCAUUAUUGACCACAGAUGACCAGCUGUUUCUCUAUGAAGGAGCAGGAAUUAUAAUCACAUGUAGUGCCUUUGAUUCUGAGAAGAAGCAGAUUCUUCUGAGGAACGUACUAGCACCCAUCAUAGAUAAGUUCAACUCCCUCUAUCCUAAGUUAUGUUCAGAGACGGACGAGCAACGGCAAGUCCUUUUGGCUGAAAUCAUUGCUCACUCCAUAGCAUGCACCAGUCGCACCAGUAAGGCAUUCCAUUCCCAGCUGACCAUCAAGCAGUGCGGCGUGGAGAACUGCUACACUGAGGCCUUGGACGUCUUCCUGAGGGCGCUAGACGUACCCCACCAGCACGGCAUCGUACAUGCCUCAGUCAGGCAGUACCUGCACAGGAUGGUCGUGUGUCUGGAGGAAGCAGUAUUACCGUAUGUACCCGUGGCCGUUGAGCAUCUCCUGAAGAAGUCCGAAGCGAGGGAUCUACACAAGUUCAUGCCCCUGAUCAACCAAAUCAUCUCAAAGUUCAAGAAAACUAUUAUCCGUUUCCUGCAAGCAGUGUUCAUGCCCAUCGUGAGGACCAUUGACAGCGUCCUGAAGCAACCGGCUGAAGAAGCAGAUACCCAAGCCACCAUAGACAAACAGACGUUGAGGAGAUGCUACUUUCAGUUCCUUCAGUGUAUCGCUAUGAAUGAUUGUCUAGAGGUCAUCAGUCAUCAAGAACAACCAUGUUUUGAAGAGGUAUUGCUGAGUGUGGUACGUGCUACGAUCGAGGAACCUGACCCCUCGAUGAUCAAGACUUGCUUCAACAUCUUGAAGAGAUUGAUAGAGUCUUGGGGUGGGAACGGAGGGAUGCCUCUCUUCAGAGAUUUCAUCUACAAGUACGUCGUCCCCGCCUGUUUCUUAGCGCCGCUUCAGAAGACCUUUGACCUCGCCGAUGCACAAACCGUCUUGGCCUUAGGUGAAGCCUCAACAGUACUUAAGAGUAUCUACACCAAGGAUGGAUUGAACCUGAUACAGUUUCUCCAAACGGAAUGUUUUUUGUCUCUGCCAGUCCAUGUGGACACAGACUCCGCCCAGGCAUUUUGUCAAGCUCUUCAAGAAAUGGAUGGCAAAAAUUUCAAGAGUUUUUGUAAGAUGUUCUUUGAAUCUGCCAAAAAGUCUGUGAUAGCUUCAUGACAUAGGGAGAAAGCUUGAAGCCAAGUUCAUCUUACUGUGGCUAUCUAAGAACACUACAAGGCCUCGGAGCCGAUCCUUUUCGACUUCAAUGCAAGCCUGUAAAUAGAAAGUUAUUUUAAAGCAUUGCACGGUGAAGAAGUCGUAACCAGGGACCUCCCUACAUUCAUCGAUUGAUGUGAAUACAUUGUUAGGAGUGCAUCUCUGGCCUUUGCUGCAAAGUAUGAUGGACGUUUCACCAAUGUCAAGUUCACCGUGAGUCAAGGACGAAGAAUGGGAGGCCUUGAGUGAGGAUCGUCUGGACUGUGAUGAUGGCAGGUGAUGACUCACUGAUUGACUUUGAGUCAUACUUGAAGGGAAACCACAGGGUUCGCACAUGUUCAUCUCUCCUGCUGACAAGUUAUGGUGAAUCAGACGGAUCGUAAUGCAUAUUAAUACAUAUAUGCAUGAAUCUUUUCACUCCUUUCAUAUGAACCAUGAAUGUUGCUGCCGAU
Molecule: messenger RNA, 3703 nt
Organism: Lytechinus variegatus (green sea urchin)
Lineage: Eukaryota; Metazoa; Echinodermata; Echinoidea; Temnopleuroida; Toxopneustidae
Gene: xpot
Product: exportin-T-like
Exons: 22
Coding region: 306-3212 (968 amino acids)
Biological process (GO): tRNA re-export from nucleus
Cellular component (GO): nuclear matrix; nuclear pore; cytoplasm
Molecular function (GO): tRNA binding; small GTPase binding
Source: RefSeq, a predicted model, not a curated record